Molecule: messenger RNA, 2478 nt
Organism: Perca flavescens (yellow perch)
Lineage: Eukaryota; Metazoa; Chordata; Actinopteri; Perciformes; Percidae
Product: protein C19orf12 homolog
Exons: 3
Coding region: 362-787 (141 amino acids)
Source: RefSeq, a predicted model, not a curated record
AUUUUGCGAGCGGGUGUGCGUCAGUCACUGCAUCAUACGUGCACAAACCAAACCUACUUUUCAUUCUGCAUAGAUAAUAGGACGGAAAUUCAUAUUUGUGAACGCCGUCUUCUCAAAUAAUUCAGAGUGAAACAGUAGAUACGAUAUUUCUAUAGGAACAGUAACCGAACUUGCAAACAACGUAAUGUACAAAAAGGUAUUUCUACCGUAGACGAACGUUAGUAAGAAAGUUUCAAAAAUGGAGUCUUAAGUAAGCUAAUGUAUGUUCCCCACAACCACUCAAACAUGCUCACUUGAAGCAGCAGCACCCGAAAGCACAGGGAAGAAUUUCUUCUGUGAAAACUAGGGUCUCAACGCAGGGAUGGCACCACGGAUGGAUGAUGUCAUGCGUCUGUGCUGUGAAUUAUCAGCUCACGAUCAGAUCAAGGUGGCCGUGAAAAGCUCCACCAAAGGAGCCAUGGUGGCAGGAGGAACUGCUUUUGUAGGCGGGCUGCUCGGUGGGCCUCCGGGCAUUGCAGUUGGGGGAGCAGUAGGCGGUCUGCUGGGCAGCUGGCUGACCAGCGGCCAGUUCCGGCCUCUGCCUCAGAUCCUGAUGGAGAUGCCCCCCGCCCAGCAACAGAAGCUCUGCGACCACAUCCAGACCGUCCUGGGGAACCUGAGCUGGAUGGACGCGGCCCAGCUCAUCGCCCUGGUGAUGGGCAACGCCACUCUGCAGCAGCAGGUCACCGCCGCGCUGGUCAGCUACAUCACACAAGAACUCAAAGCAGAGGUGCGCUAUCAAGACUGAGUUGUAGUUCCACACAGACUUUAUAUAUUUUUUUCUCAGGGUGGUUAGGCCUGCCAAACACAACCAGAGUCCUCUGCGACAGGUUUUUGUACUCCAUUGGAAAAACGGAAUCAUGGAUGUUUUACUUUCUCAACUGGGGCAAAUGGAGAAGUUAGCCUUUGCUAUUUUCAGAGUGUGGAAUGUAACCAUGUACAUUUACUCAAGUACUGUAUUAAGUACAAUAUAUAUUUAUUUGGCAGAAUCAGAUUAUAAAUACAAAAUUUAAAUCAACUAAUAAAUUAUGAGCUAUUAGGGGUGGUACGGUUCACAAAACCCACGGUUCGGUUCGUAUCACGGUUUUAGGGUCACUGUUUUCGGUUCUGUUAAGACCAUCUCUGAGGAUGAUGAGAUUUUGAUACAGCAAGAGGGAAGACAUUGUCGUGAUUUCAAAAAGCUUUUCAUUUAUUUGGCAAAAAAAAGGAGAAUGUGUAUUGCCAUCUACAGGAACUUAUGUGCCUUUUUUUGCACAUGAAGAUUGAAAUAUUACAGAAUAUCAAUUGAAAUAACUUGCAUUUAUCAAACUGCCAACUUCAGUGUAGCUCUUACAAAAAUGUAUCCUUUAAAAGAAAAAGAGAGGAACUCUUAAAGCUCCGUCUUUUGAAUAAGUCAGAAUACGUUAAACAUAAAAACUGUUUACAUUGUUCAUUUCCUAUCCUGGGCUGGGACACACAUUUGGUUUGAUAAAGUACUUAUUGGACUUAUCAUUGCACUUACAAUAACGACUGUAGCUGUCAGGUCCUCCUGUAUAUGUCUCCUCUCCGUUUUUUCUUGCAUCCACUGUGUGUGUGUGUGUGUGUGUGUGUGUGUGUGUGUGUGCGUGCGCGCGCGCGCGCCAGUCGCGGGGAGAACUGAGCAGCACCGCCUGCUGCAGAGACCCAACAGGAUCUAAACUGCAGCCGCUUCAGCGACUUUAGAGUGAAAAAACGUUCCAGCGUACAUUGAUGUUAAAAUGUUUACAGGUUGGCAGGACGGCCUGAAAUGUUUUGCAUGGUCUUUCGCUGUAUGUUUUGUUGGUAACUUGUUCACACCUCUUCUUUCUCUUGAAAGGGAAACACACUGAGGUCACAUACGGGGCACCUGAUGGGCACGAGGCCACAUUGCGCAUGCGUCGAACCGUGCGGCACACACACGUUCCGAACCGAGACAAGCGGACCGAGCGGUUUUUGAUGUUUUUUCAUGAAGCGUACCACCCCUAUGAGCUAUUAUUAUAUGUUAAGCUACCCAGCAGUAGAUCCGUUAUCCUUUAUCCGCUGUAAUAUUAGAGAUGCUUACACAGUAAUAAACUGCCAAUUAUAAUCCAGUGAUAUUAUAGAUAUUGUUCUGAAAGAGUACUUUAGCUAUCAGUAUUUUGGUAGUUUAUUUUAAUUUCAGUACUUCAGUAAAAGAUCUGAGUAUCUUAUCCACCACUGCCUUAACAGAAAUCACAGUCCCAAUAAAAAGCUAUCUGUAUUACUCAAUCAUGAAUAAAUGGUGACAUUAGCACAAAUUAUGUUUUGUACAACAGACGCCAAAUUUCCUCUCUGUUUUUUUUUUUUUUUUAAACUCUGUAAAAUAUCGUGCCUCUGGAUCUCCUUAUUCCCACACUCUGUAUCAGCGUGUUUUAAUAUACAUCUCCUUAGGAACUUCAAAUAAAGUACACUUUUUUUCAGCAA